AUGAUGAUGAUGAUCCAACCAGAAAUUUUAGGAACACUAGUUGGAGUUCGGGCUUUAGAAAUCAUCCAUAACAACAAUAACAACGAAGAGUUGAACAUGGAGGAGAAUGGAAAACAGUUGAGUUGGUGGAUUCCUCUCGGAGUGGCCUUAUUGAUCUUGAUGAUGGCUCAAUUGAUACAUUCCGUUUACAAAGUCUUUCAACAAAGGAGCAAAUUGAAGGAUAUUCCGGGCACUUGGCAAUUCUUCUUUUCUCCUAUUAGAAUUCCUUUCUUUGCUCCGUACUUUUAUUUGGACAGUGCUUUUCAUAUGAAGAAAGUCAUUGAAAAGUGGGGAGAUCCUGAAACCAAGACCUUCCGAUUGACUCUUCCCGAUAAGAAUAUUGUAUAUGUUUCUGAUAAGAACAUGUUGAAGGAAAUGAUGGUCACAAAAUCCAACAAUUUUGAAAAGCCAAAACUAAGUUAUGAAUUGUUAAACAUUUUUGGAGAGAGUAUUUUGACAUGUUUGAACAAUGAGACUUGGAAAAAACACUUCAAAGUGUGCAGUCCUGGAUUUUCACCUGUCAACCUUCAAUUCAUGUGCAAGGUGGCAGUUAAAUCCUGUGAUUUAUUAUUUGAAAAAUGGGAUAAAGAACUUGAGGGACAAAAAGAAAUGAUGUUGCAAGUUGGAAAUUAUUCAGAUUUGACCUUGGAUAUUUUGGGUAAAGCGGGUUUUGGAGUGGAUUUGGGAAUUUUCUCAAAGAAUGAAAAAGGAGUCCAAUUUCGAAUGGCAAUGGACACUCUUAUUACAAGAGAUAUUGCAUUGAGAAAUUUUGUGAAACGCCGCUAUGAAAUACUCUAUCCUCUGUUUGCUUGGUGGUUUGGAACUGACAAGGCAACAAAGGUUUGCUCGGAUGCUCUGGAUGAAGUGAUCAAUCAUCGAAAAAAACAACUUUUGGGAAAGAGUCAUCUUUCUUUGGAUUCCAAUAAUGAAGAUCAAGAAGGACAUGAUAUUUUGAGUUUAUUGGUCGAAGCAAAUUUGAGUGAAAAGUUGUUGACAGAUGGAGAACUCAAAAGCAAUGCAUUCAUUUUGUCUUUGGCAGGACAUGAAACAACAGCAACAUUACUUUCAUGGGUGACUUUUGAAAUUUCAAAAAGACCAGAAAUUCAAGAAAAAUUGUUCAAUGAGGUUCAAAAAGUUUUGAAUGGAAGAGAUCCAACUUUUGAUGAUUUUGAAAAGUUGGAAUAUGUGAACAUGGUCAUUAUGGAAUCUCUUCGUUAUCAUCCUCCUGUGACAACAGUUGUCAAACAUGUUGCUAAAAAAUCAACCACAUUAGGAAAGUUCAAAGUUCCAAAAGGAACUCAAAUUCAUGCAUUUUUUUUGGAUAGUCACACCAGAGCUGACAAUUGGGGAGAAAAUGUGGAUGAGUUCAAUCCUGAUCGAUUCAAAGACGCCGAGAUGAGAGAACGAGUUCAACAUGAUUUUACAUGGAUUCCUUUCUCUGGAGGAAAUAGAAAAUGCAUUGGAUACAAGUUCUCAUUGAUGGAAGGAUGCAUGCUGCUAUCCAAGUUUGUUCAAAAGUAUCGAUUCAGAUUAAUGAAUGAUGAACGUGUAGAUCCUGUGGGCACAAGAACCAUUGCGGUUAGUAGACCCACAAAUUUGAAAGUUGCCAUCUCGAAACGAGAAUGUCACUAA
Naegleria fowleri is the source of this 1671-nucleotide messenger RNA. RefSeq lists its product as uncharacterized. The record is from RefSeq and is a predicted model, not a curated record. Bases 1 to 1671 code for a protein of 556 amino acids. NCBI's taxonomy places the organism in Eukaryota, Heterolobosea, Eutetramitea, Acrasida, Naegleriidae. Gene Ontology annotation, molecular function: iron ion binding; heme binding; oxidoreductase activity, acting on paired donors, with incorporation or reduction of molecular oxygen. The transcript has 4 exons.